GAGGGAGGAGUAGGGACCGGGCGGGGGGUGGAGGAAGAGGCCUCGCGCAGAGGAGGGAGCAAUUGAAUUUCAAACACAAACAACUGCACGAGCGCGCACCCACCGCGUCGGAGCUUUGCCCCCGAUUCGCGCCCGCCCCGUCCGUGCGGCGCGCGGGCGGAGACGCAGUGGCCGCGCGGGAGCUCGGGCCGGGGGCCACCAUCGAGGCGGGGGCCGCGCGAGGGCCGGAGCGGAGCGGCGCCGCCACCGCCGCACGCGCAAACUUGGGCUCGCGCUUCCCGGCCCGGCGCGGAGCCCGGGGUGCCCGGAGCCCCGCCAUGUCGCGAUCCAACCGGCAGAAGGAGUACAAAUGCGGGGACCUGGUGUUCGCCAAGAUGAAGGGCUACCCACACUGGCCGGCCCGGAUUGACGAGAUGCCUGAAGCUGCGGUGAAAUCAACAGCCAACAAAUAUCAAGUCUUUUUUUUCGGGACCCACGAGACGGCAUUCCUGGGCCCCAAAGACCUCUUCCCUUACGAGGAGUCCAAGGAGAAGUUUGGCAAGCCCAACAAGAGGAAAGGGUUCAGCGAAGGGCUAUGGGAGAUCGAGAACAACCCCACCGUCAAGGCUUCUGGCUACCAGUCCUCCCAGAAAAAGAGCUGCGUGGAAGAGCCCGAGCCGGAGCCCGAAGCCACAGAGGGGGACGGGGAUAAGAAGGGGAAUGCGGAGGGUAGCAGUGAUGAGGAAGGGAAGCUGGUCAUCGAUGAGCCAGCCAAGGAGAAGAACGAGAAGGGGGCGCUGAAGAGGAGAGCAGGGGACCUGCUAGAGGACUCCCCUAAACGUCCCAAGGAGGCAGAAGACCCUGAAGGGGAAGAGAAGGAGGCAGCCAGCUUGGAGAGUGAGAGGCCCCCCCCUGUGGAGGUGGAGAAGAAUAGCACCCCCUCUGAGCCUGGCUCUGGCCGGGGACCUCCUCAGGAGGAGGAGGAAGAGGAAGAAGAGGAAGAGGCUGCCAAGGAAGAUGCUGAGGCCCCAGGCGUCAGAGAUCAUGAGAGCCUGUAGCCACCAAUGUUUCAAGAGGAGCCCCCACCCCGUUCCUGCUGCUGUCUGGGUGCUACUGGGGAAACUGGCCAUGGCCUGAAAACUGGGAACCCCUUUCCCACCCCAACCCGCUCUCCUCUUCCACUCACUUUCCACACCUCAAGCCCAUCAUCCCAUGGAGGUUGACCUGGAUGGGGUAGGCCACCUGGCCCUCAUCUCUAGGUCCUUACACCCCUAUGAUCUGAGUCAGGGCCAUGUCUUUUGCUCCCUGGGAUGAGAUCAGGCCAUUGGGUUCCAGGCUUGGAGCUGUUUUCUAGGGCUUCUUUUGGGGCCUAGAUCAGCUGUUUCCACCUCCUGACACCCUUCUCCCCCUCCCCCAGGCAUCCUGGACCUCUGGGUUGGGAUCAGAGGUAGGGAUGGAAAGGAUGGAGCAUAAACAGCAGGAUGGGCUUCUGGGGCCUGGGAGGAGCAAUCCUCAAGUAGGGGGUUGACACAGGAGGGCAGCAUCUUCUUGAGCUCCUGUCCUCUCCCACACCUAUUAUCCCAGCUGCCUGGAUUCAGGGAAAGUGGGACAGCUUGUGGGGGAGGGACUCCCUUCCGCAAAUUCUCCAUGAUUUAGCAACACCCAUUCUUCCUUUUGCUGACCCCAGGAGUUCUGGGAGUUGUAGUUUAUCAUCAAAAGAUUUUGGGGCUUCCAAGUUUGGGCCAAGGGCCUGAGAUCUAAAGGGUUGGCUUUACCCAUUUGGGUGGGAGUAUUGAGCAGUAUCUGUGCCCCUUUGGAUUUCCGGAGCCAGAGAUAACAUGCCCUGGGGAGACCCCUGGCUGCCCUUUCCCUUUCCCCACAGUGCUCAAGGCCAGAUUAGUCAUAUAUAUCACCCAGACAUAAAGGAAAAGACACAUUUUUUAGGAAAUGUUUUUAAUAAAAGAAAAUUACAAAAAAAAAUUUUAAAGACCCCCUAACCCUUUGUGUGCUCCCCAUUCUCCUAUCUUCCCCACCAUUGCCCCCAUUUCUGAGGUGCACUGGGAGGCUCCCCUUCUAUUUGGGGCUUGAUGACUUACUUUCUUUUUGUAGCUGGGGCUUUGGUGUUUCUUCCAGUGUCAUUUCCCAUCCACAUACCCCCACCUGGUCCCCUCAGUGUUGUCACCAGAUCCGAUUUGUAACCUGCUGAGAGGACAGAGGGAAGUAAGUGCCCUCUCUCACCCUCUUCCUAGUGGUCUCUCUAUGCCUCUCUUUGUCUCUUGUCUCUUUUACCCUGGCCCCUCUCCCUCGGGCUCUGAUGAAAAAUUGCUGACUGUAGCUUUGGAAGUUUAGCUCUGAGAACCGUAGACGAUUUCAGUUCUAGGAAAAUAAAAACCGUUGAUUACUA
Messenger RNA from Lemur catta (Ring-tailed lemur), 2383 nucleotides. It is a transcript of the gene HDGF, whose product is annotated as heparin binding growth factor. Bases 318 to 1037 code for a protein of 239 amino acids. Gene Ontology annotation, biological process: regulation of transcription by RNA polymerase II. The transcript has 6 exons. NCBI's taxonomy places the organism in Eukaryota, Metazoa, Chordata, Mammalia, Primates, Lemuridae. Gene Ontology annotation, molecular function: transcription coregulator activity; double-stranded DNA binding. The record is from RefSeq and is a predicted model, not a curated record. Gene Ontology annotation, cellular component: nucleus.